ACAGGAGAAGAGUGUGGAGGUAUGUAUGACAGUGGGCAGUAUGUACAGGGACAGGGGAGGAGUGUGGAGGGUAUAACAGUGGGCAGUAUGUACAAACAGGGAGGAGUACAGUGUACAGUGGGAGGGUAUAACAGUGGGCAGUAUGUACAGGGGAGGAGUGUGGAGGGUAUGACAUUGGGAAGUAUGUACAAAAGAGGAGUGUGGAGGGUAUUACAGUGGUCAGUAUGUACAGGAGAGGAGUGUGGAGGUAUGACAGUGGGCAGUAUGUACAGGAGAGGAGUGUGGAGGGUAUAACAGUGAGCAGUUAUGUACAGGAGAGGAGUGUGGAGGGUAUAACAGUGGGCAGUAUGUACAGGAGAGGAGUGUGGAUGGUAUAACAGUGAUCAGUAUGUACAGGAGAGGAGUGUGGAGG
This is a messenger RNA of Staurois parvus, 412 nucleotides long. NCBI's taxonomy places the organism in Eukaryota, Metazoa, Chordata, Amphibia, Anura, Ranidae. The record is from the annotation of a GenBank genome assembly.